Messenger RNA from Emys orbicularis (European pond turtle), 4721 nucleotides. RefSeq names its product FYVE and coiled-coil domain autophagy adaptor 1 (gene FYCO1). Gene Ontology annotation, biological process: positive regulation of autophagosome maturation; plus-end-directed vesicle transport along microtubule. Lineage: Eukaryota; Metazoa; Chordata; Testudines; Emydidae. The record is from RefSeq and is a predicted model, not a curated record. Gene Ontology annotation, molecular function: metal ion binding. The coding region runs from base 318 to 4547 and encodes 1409 amino acids. The transcript is spliced from 17 exons. Gene Ontology annotation, cellular component: autophagosome; lysosome; late endosome.
CUGUGACAGAGUUAAGCAAAGAAUUUCAAGAAGGAGGGGAACCAAUCACCGAUGACAGCAUCAGCUUGCAAAAGUUUUCCUACAAGCUUGAGUACCUUUUACAGUUUGACCAGAAAGAAAAGACCACACUGCUGGGGAACAGAAAAGACUACUGGGAUUACUUCUGCGACUGUCUGGCUAAAGUCAAAGGAGCUAAUGAUGGGAUCCGCUUUGUUAAGUCUAUUUCAGAGCUCAGAACAUCUCUUGGUAAAGGAAGAGCAUUUAUACGUUACUCCUUAGUACACCAAAGGCUGGCAGACACCUUGCAACAAUGUUUUAUGAAUACCAAAGUAACAAGUGACUGGUACUAUGCAAGAAGUCCAUUUCUGAAGUCUAAAAUGAGUUCUGACAUUGUGGGUCAACUCUAUGAGUUAACUGAGGUUCAGUUUGACUUGGCAUCAAGAGGGCAUGACUUAGAUGCUGCUUGGCCAACAUUUGCCAGGAGGACAUUGUCCUCACAUGGCUCUUCGGCAUAUUUGUGGAAGCCUCCAAGUCGCAGUUCAAGCAUAAGUAGUUUAGUGAGCAACUAUUUGCAGACACAAGAGUUUCCAGGUAGCCCUGAUGCAAAUAUCUCACUAAAUGCUGAACACGUGGAGGGCUUUGAAGAGAUGCGUGUGGAACUUGACCAGGGAGAGCUGAGGCAGAGGGAGCUGCAGGACCGGAUUAAUCAGCUAGAGAAGGAGAACCAGCAGCUGCAGGCAGCCGUCAGCCUUCAGAAAGAACAAGUGCAAGUGGAAAAGGAAAAGAGCAGCAACUUCAGAGAGGAGAACUCCAGACUGACAAAAACGAUAGCGGAGUUACAGAAACAGUGUGAGGUUUCCCAGUCCACUCAGAGCACUGUUCAUGACCUACAAAAAUGUGUGCAGGCAUUAGAAGUGAAUGCAGCCGAGCAGCAAAAGGAAUACCACACAAGGCUUGAGCAAAUGGAGUCGAGUAAGAAGGACUAUGCCUCAGAACUGCAGCUCUUGAAUCAGGAGCUGGAAACAACCAGGGCUUCGGUCAGCAUGAAGGAUCUCUGCAUCAGUGAGCUCCAGACCAAGCUAAGUUCAACAGAGCAGAAGAAUCUAGAGCUCAUUGCAAAAGUCGAUGCCAUCUUGGAUGAAAAAGGAGUAUUGCUGGAGAAACUUCACCAGGCAGAAAAGGAAAAGGCUGACAUCCAGAAACUAAAUAACGAACUUCUGUCUCAGGUAAAGACAGCGAGAGAGGAACUGCAGCUGAAAGAGGGGGCACAGAAAGAACUGGAAUCCAGAUUUAGUUGCCUCACCACGGACUCCAAAAAAGAGAGUGAAAAACUGCUCAUGAGCCUGGAAAUGAUGGCAAAGGAAAUGGAUACAGUUCAGGAGGCGCUGACUGUGAAAGGAAAGGAGGUGGCUGAACUCCAGAUCCAGCUGAAGGGCUCACUGGCUCGUGUGGGGUCGCUGGAAAAAAAUCUUGAAGAGACCAGAAGAGCAAAAGAGAACCUUCAGGAAGAGUGCAGCUGCAGGGAAGCUGUGCUGAAGCAGGAAGCCAGAACCUUGGCAGAGCAACUUGAGCUGCGGAAGGAUCAUUUAUCAAAGCUGAGUCAGAACGUGCACAGCCUAGAGGAGCAAAACCAAAAACUCCUCUCAAGCAAUGAUCACCUCCUCCAGAAGGUAAAGGACAUGGAGGAGCUCGCAGGACAGCAAAGCUUGGCACUGAACGAAAUUGGUGAAGAAAGCAAGAAACUGAAAUCUGAGAAUGCAAAUCUGCACCAAACCAAGGAGAAGAUGAAAGAGAAGCAGAAAAACCUGGAGGCAUCUAAAGCCUCUUUGGAAGCUGAGUUGGCCAGGCUGAGGGCAUCGGAGAAACAGCUCCAGAGUCAGAUUGACGAUGCCAUGGUGUCGGUGGAUGAAAAAGAGAAAAAGCUCCGGGAGCAGAACAAACAGUUGCAUGAAGACUUGCAGAAUGUCACAAGGCAAAAUCAGAUCCUGGAAGAGAGGCUACAGUCUCUGCAUUCUGAAUACCAAGAACUGAGGCAAAGAGAAGAUACCAUCAAGGAGUCUUUAGCUGAAUUGCAAACAGAGCACAAGAGUGCCAAACAGCAUGGUUUACGGAUGGAAAAGAUUCUGUUUUCCUUGAAGGAGUGUGAAGAGUCUCUUAGGUCACAGGUUACAGAGAAAGAUGUGACACUGCAAGGCAUAGAGAGCCAAUGCAAGCAGCUACAGGCAGAAAUUGAGAUGUACCGAAAAAAAGCGGAGUCUCUUGAAGUGGAAAAGCUAAGUAUGGAAAAAACAUGCCUUCAUCAAAUAAAAUUGAUUGAAUCCCUUACUGGAGAGAAGGAUUCAGUGGAGAAGGCCCAGCUGGAGCAGGCAGCAUGUCAGGAGAAAGAGGCACAAGAGUUGGCUUCCAGGCUAGCCGUGUCUGAAAAGCAGCUGCACAUCAACCAGAGUGAAGUGUCCAGGUUGCAGGCAGAAGUGAUUGACCUUCGAGCCAAGCUUCAGCAGACAGCUGAUGAGAGAGAGAGGAUGCAAGGCAAGCUGGAUGUCACGGAGGCAGUUUUGGGGGAACAAAAGACACUGGUCCAGCAGCUGAAAGAGCAGAGUGAGUCACUCAACAGCAACCACGUGCAAGAGCUGGUACAGUGUAAAGAAAGAGAGGAAACUCUGAAAAAAGAGCGGGAAAGGGAAGCCCAUCAAAAGGCUGAGCUGGAGAAGAAUGUGCUGAGUCUCAGGGAAGAGCUGUCCAAGGUUAAGCAGUAUUUGGAGACUGUUCAAAUGGAAAAUGUAGAAACCAAUGACCUGCUCCACAGAACCAACACUGACAUGGCUGAACUUGGUAUUCAGAUCUGUACCUUGACCUCUGAGAAGGGGGAUGCAGAAGAGAAGCUGGCCCGGGUCACUAAGAAGCUCGGGGAAUUGGGUGAGCAAGCAGCAAAGGAGCAGGAGAGGCUGCAACUUGACAUCUCCACGCUCAGGCAGGAGAACCAAGGCCUGACAGAGAAACUAAAGGAGACUCAAGUAUGCGUUGCCGCUGUUUCCAGCCUGCAAACACAGCUGGAGGUGGCAGCGAAACAGGCCCAACGCUGCCAAGAGACCAGCGAAGAAGAGCUGUCUGCAAUAAAAUUUCAAAUGAGCACAGAGAUUAUAAAUUAUCAAACAAAAUUCAAGGCUGUCAGUGAAGAAUGCGAGAAAGUAAAAGAGCAGCUUGAGGAGCAGAAACGACAGCUGUGUGCUGCAGAGGAAGAGAUUGCAGAGCUUCACGCUUUAAACACGGAACUGUCUAGCAAACUGGAGCGUACAACAGAGCAAUUGACUGAAUAUGAAUCCACCAGGUUAAAAAAAGACGAGGAGGUGAUGUCUCUGAAAAAACACUUGGAGAGGACCCAAAAGGAAGUUGACAAAGCGAAUGAGCAAGUCAAAGAGUACGGUGACAAACUCAACAAGGCGACAGCAGACAGAGACAGCAAUGAUCAGAAGUUGUUGGCUGAGCUAGACGAUCUAACUAGAACAAAGCAAUUCCUUGAAGAACGUUUGAUAGAACUUCUCAGGGAUAAGGAUGCCCUUUGGCAGAAAUCAGAUGCACUGGAAUUUCAGCAGAAGCUCUGUGAAGAGCAAAGAUGGCUUGGUGACACAGAAGUAAAUCAUUGCCUGAGCUGUCAGCGAGAGUUUACUUGGAUGAUGCGCCGACACCACUGCAGACUGUGUGGUCGCAUUUUCUGCUAUUACUGCUGUAACAACUAUAUGAUGACCAAACACAGUGGCAAGAAGGAGCGGUGCUGUAGAGCUUGCUUCAAUAAACCUAGGGUGAUCGUGGAUUACACGGAUGACUUUGGAUCCCGUGCCAGCCAAGAAGAACCACCAGCUCUGCUAAAUUCACCAGUGUCUCCGACCCAGGAAGGUACAGGCGGAACUUUUACAAAUGAAACCUCCAAACCACCAGAUGAUGCAGUGUUUGAUAUAAUCACAGAUGAGGAACUGUGCCAAGUGCAGGAAUCUGACUCUGUCCAUAACGAAAGUCAAGCUGAUGUAGAGUCUCUGGACCAGAGUGACACAGAUCUAAACAGCACAUAUAAUUCUUCGACCUUGGAUGACUCAGAAGAAUUGCAAGUGGCCCAAGAUGCUGAGAUAUGUUUGCUGAAGUCAGGAGAACUGAUGAUAAAAUUACCCCUUACAGUUGAAGAGAUUUUAAAUUUUGGGGAAGACAACAGGGAGCUGUUCAUUAAGUCCAGCACCUACAGCACCAUCCCUAUCACCGUGACAGAGACUGGCCUUACAAUCAGCUGGGUGUUUUCAUCAGACCCAAAGAGCAUAGCAUUCAGCGUUGUCUACCAAGAAUCAGAAGAAGCAAUGCUGGAUCAGUGCAAAGUCCUCAUUCCUAUGACCCGCUGCAACUCUCAUAAGGAAACUAUCAGAGGACAGGUGAAAGCGAGAAACUGUGGUAUCUACAUACUGAUAUUUGACAACACCUUCUCUAGGUUUAUCUCGAAAAAAGUAUUUUAUCACUUGACUGUUGAACAACCUGUGAUCUAUGAUGGAAGUGAUUUUCCAUAGCCUUGAAUAUAUGGUGUCCUUUUUUAAUUAUAUUUUUAAGAAACACUAUUAUUUAUAUGUAUGUAAGCACUAAAAAUAUCAUUGUUUGAACACCUCCUUAAGCUAUGCAGUAGUUACAAAACAAAGCACUUACAGUGUGUUUACACAAAAGAAAGAAACCCUUCACAGGAACAC